Messenger RNA from Anastrepha ludens (Mexican fruit fly), 2814 nucleotides. RefSeq names its product transcription factor Sox-2-like. The transcript has a single exon. The coding region runs from base 1138 to 2814 and encodes 558 amino acids. Lineage: Eukaryota; Metazoa; Arthropoda; Insecta; Diptera; Tephritidae. Gene Ontology annotation, biological process: anatomical structure morphogenesis; cell differentiation; positive regulation of transcription by RNA polymerase II. Gene Ontology annotation, molecular function: RNA polymerase II cis-regulatory region sequence-specific DNA binding; DNA-binding transcription factor activity, RNA polymerase II-specific. The record is from RefSeq and is a predicted model, not a curated record.
ACACACGGCCACUGUGUACAAGUAGAGCCGAGAGUCUCGGCUGAGAGUGUUCGUGGUUCGUUAGUAGCGACUUCGUGAAUUCGUGCGCUCGCAUACAGCAGCCAGCACACCUUGAACAGGUUUCAUGCUCGUCGAUCUAAAACAGAAAGGUGCUCAAUUCAGUGCUGUGUGGAGGUAUUCGCGCGUUAAUGCUCCGCGGAAAUUGUUGAAAUUAUUUAUCAAGUUGAAGUGAAGAAUUAAACAGACAACUCAGCAUAAGAAACAAUAUUUACAAAAUAAAAACAAUUUUGCUGUUACGAGAAAAAAAAAUCUAUGAAAAAGCAACGUGCUUUCUUCAUUAGCGAAAACAAUCGAAUGGUUGAUUUUAGAAACAAAACGAAUUUCGUGUGCAGCGCGUAACCACGGAAAUUGAAAGUGAACUUAAAAAAAUUGAUAAAAGUUAACAAAAAUUGUGAAAGUGCAAAAAGGCUGGUAGAAAACAGAAAUUCAACCGCACUCAAAGCUUUCUUAGAAUUGUGUAAUAAUUGACAAUUUUUUUUUGCUAAUUUGUGAAAAAAAAAAAACAGUAUUUAACAAAACGCAUUCGCAUUACGGCACUCAACGACGAGUCUCGGCACGCUUGGUAGACGGUGAGUGAAUGAAGAAGUAGACACAAGUUCUGCCUGCUAACUGUUGAAAAAAAUUCAAGUGAUUAUGAAUUAAAAAAAAAACAAAAAAUAAAUAAAAUAAUUCAGAAACGUUAUAAAAAAGUAAGGCAGUGAAAAAAUAUAUAAAAAAAGCUACUACAUCGCAAAAAGUAGAGCUCAUUUUUUUUUAAUUUUCAAGUAUGUGAUCAAAGUGCAUAAAAUAGCCACAAAUAUUUGAUCACGCACGCUGCCUAAGUGCAAACUCUAAAAAGAAGCAAAAACAAGAAAAAAUCAAUAAAUAAAUAAACACCUCAAAAUACACAAAAAAUGGUUUCAAUUAAGUGCAAAUAAAACAGUAACGCCUUGCUACAGUGUGCCACAAAAGUGCACGUAAAAAGCGCUUGAAAGCAGUUGGAGCGCAAAUAAAAUAAAAAUAAAAAUUAAAAAUAAUCGCAGAUCUCGAUCAGAAACACUUUUGAAAAUACCAUUGAUUAAUAGCCACCGCACAAACAUGUUGACCAUGGAGUCAGAUAUGAAGGGGGGGAUACUGCACGCGACCAUGCCGCCGCAUCACACUUCCGCCGCUCUGCACGGUCAUGCAACUUCGCCGUAUAGCGCACUUGGCCCCUUGAUGAAUCUCGGCCAGUCUCACUUGACGCAGUCACAUCUGUCUCAGCAUCACCAUCAUAUGGCCUCACAUUUAGCCAGCGGCGGCGGCGGCGGCCAACAAAGUGGGCUUAUCGGCAAUGGUGGCGGUGUAUCCAGCAAUCCGCUCAGCUCGCUACAGUCGAGCAUGGUGAACGCCUUGAACGGCAAUGCAACCAGUCUGCAGCAGCAACAGCAGCACCAGCAACAACAACAGCAUGGCUCACCGUUACAUAGCUCGAGCGAUCUAAGCCCGACACAGUCGAGCAUUGGCAGCCAUCACAUGACCUCGCCGGGCGGCCAGCAAACGCAUCAGCACGGGCAUCAUCAUCCCGGCAUGGGUGGCGGUGGUGGUGGUGGCGGUGUAGCGUCCAUUGGCGGUAGUCAAGGCGCCGGCGGUUCAACGAUCGGCGGCGGUAGCCACAAUGUCAAUAACAACAACACAUCGACCACUAAUAAAAAUCAACAGAACGCGGAGCGCGUGAAGCGUCCAAUGAACGCCUUUAUGGUAUGGUCGCGUGGUCAGCGCCGCAAAAUGGCUUCAGAUAAUCCAAAAAUGCACAACUCGGAAAUUUCGAAACGCUUGGGCACGCAAUGGAAAGACCUAUCCGAGGCGGAGAAGCGGCCAUUCAUUGACGAGGCGAAAAGGCUGCGCGCCGUGCACAUGAAAGAGCAUCCCGACUACAAGUAUCGUCCAAGACGCAAAACAAAGACUCUAACCAAGUCAAAGGAGAAGUAUCCACUGGGCGUUGGCUCACUGCUACAGCCCACUGAGUCGAAUGCGCCCACCGCCGCACGCAAUUCGAGCGCCUCAUCGAUUUCCGCCGCACAACAGGCAGCCGCAGUCAAUCGUGAUAUGUAUCAGAUGAGCGCGCCAAAUGGUUACAUGCCAAAUGGGUAUAUGAUGCAUGACCCCUCUGGCGCUGCGUAUCAAAAUCCGCAUAAUGCCUACAUGGGUAACUACCAUCGCUACGACAUGUCCCAAAUGCAUCAGGCGGCCGCAGCGGCUGGUACUCUGAAUUACAUGAAUCCGGCGGCGAGUGGCGGCUAUAGUAUGUAUGGCACAGUAUCGGGCGGUCAGACCUCACCGUAUGCCAGCAUUCAGCAGCCCAGCUCACCCUACAGUAAUGUCCAGCAACAGCCUGGCUCGCCGUACGGUCUUACUGGCGGCCAGCCCGGUUCGCAAGUUUCCUGCCAAAGCCACAGCCCCAGCGAUUCAAGCAUCAAAUCGGAACCCGUCUCGCCUAGCCCAAUGCAUAGCCAAGCGCAGCAGAACUCAGCUUCCGUAGUUAUUGCCAACAAUAACAACAAUCACAUAAUGAAGCGCGAAUAUGGCGCGACGCAACAGACACAGGAUUUGAAUCACCUCAUGAAUAUGUACCACUUGCCGGAUGGCAUGCAGGCAUCAGCAGCCGCCGCCGCAGCCGCUGCGGAGCAUCAACGCAAUCUGAUGCACUAUCAGAAUAGCUCGCCCGAUUUGCAACAACAGCAUCCGCAGCAUCAGCAAUCGAUGCGCGCGAUGGCGCCACUUGCUCACAUGUGA